Molecule: messenger RNA, 1149 nt
Organism: Penicillium hordei
Lineage: Eukaryota; Fungi; Ascomycota; Eurotiomycetes; Eurotiales; Aspergillaceae
Product: aldo/keto reductase
Exons: 5
Coding region: 1-1149 (382 amino acids)
Source: RefSeq, a predicted model, not a curated record
AUGUUUUCCCGAGCUCCCACCCCCAAGUCCUACCUCGGCCGCUACCGCCUGUUGGCACCCACCGCUGGUGUUAAGGUGAGCCCACUAUGCCUAGGUGCCAUGAACUUCGGUGAUGGCUGGAAAGACCGUCUUGGGGAAUGCAACAAAGAGACCUCUUUCCAGAUUCUGGAUACAUACUAUGAGAAUGGAGGCAAUUUCAUCGAUACAGCAAAUAACUACCAAGCGGAAGAAUCCGAAAAAUGGCUCGGCGAGUGGAUGGAAGUCCGCGGCGUGCGCGACCAAAUCGUCCUCGCGACAAAGUAUACCUCGCCCUACCGUAUACACAACCAGUCUGAGAUUCAAGCCAACUUCAUCGGCAAUAAUGCCAAGAGCUUGAAGCUGUCUGUUGAUGCAAGUUUGAAGAAAUUGAAGACGGAUUAUAUUGAUCUGCUCUAUGUCCACUGGUGGGAUUUCAGCACUUCCAUCGAGGAGGUAAUGACCUCACUCAACCAGCUAGUCUUAUCCGGGAAGGUGCUUUACUUGGGUAUCAGUGAUACACCAGCGUGGAUCGUAGCCAAGGCGAACCAAUACGCACGCGAUCACGGUCUCCGCCCCUUCUCUGUGUAUCAAGGCAAAUGGAACGCGGCAACACGCGAUUUUGAGCGGGACAUAAUCCCCAUGGCCGCAUCCGAAGGCAUGGGCCUCGCACCCUGGGGCUCACUCGGCAGCGGCGCAUUCAAAACAACCGCGCAGCGGGAAGAGAUCGUGCAGAGCGGGAAUCCUGGACGACAGAAUCCAGUCACUGAACGGGACAUUGCUGUGUCGAGAGUGUUGGAGGUUGUGGCAGAGCGACAUGGGACUGCGUUGACCAGCGUUGCGUUGGCGUAUGUGAUGCGCAAGGCGCCGUAUGUGGUGCCGAUUGUGGGUGGGCGGAAGGUUGAGCAUUUGUUGAGUAAUAUUGAGGGGCUUGGGGUUGAUUUGUCGGACGAGGAUCUGACGGAGAUUGAAGCGGCUUAUGAGUUUGAUAUUGGGUUCCCGAUGAACUUUUUAUUCCGGGGGGAUGAUGUGGUUAAGGAGGCGCAUCCGGGGAAUUCGGUUUUGAAUAUUGGGGGUAAGUUUGAUUAUCCUGAUUUGGUGCGUGGGCCUAGGCCGAAGAAGUUGGAUGCUUGA